Carassius carassius (crucian carp) is the source of this 2303-nucleotide messenger RNA. RefSeq names its product sodium- and chloride-dependent GABA transporter 2-like. Gene Ontology annotation, biological process: sodium ion transmembrane transport. Lineage: Eukaryota; Metazoa; Chordata; Actinopteri; Cypriniformes; Cyprinidae. Bases 1 to 1740 code for a protein of 579 amino acids. The transcript has 14 exons. Gene Ontology annotation, cellular component: membrane. The record is from RefSeq and is a predicted model, not a curated record.
AUGCAGGAGCUGCAGACAAACCCCAAAACUCAGAUCAGGUUACGUCUGAGAGGAGAGAAGCCCCUGACAGAGAAGUCAAGCCCCUGCUGGGCACAGACCUGUGCAUUUUUCAUUCCCUACCUGAUCUUCCUCUUCACCUGCGGUAUUCCCGUGUUUUUCCUGGAGAUUUCUCUGGGUCAGUUCACCAGCGAGGGAGGAAUCACAUGCUGGAGGAAGAUCAGCCCGCUGUUCGAAGGGAUCGGAUACGCCACUCAGGUCAUUGUGGCUCUGCUGAACUUCUACUAUAUAAUCGUUUUGGCCUGGGGAAUAUUUUACCUGUCCUUCUCCUUCUCCUGGAUCCUGCCGUGGUCCUCCUGCAACAACACCUGGAACACAGAAUCCUGCAUAGAAUUUCAAAGACGAAAUGAAUCCAUUGACCAAAGUCACCUAGAGAACGCAACAUCGCCCGUGAUCGAGUUUUGGGAACGCAGAGUUUUGCGGAUCUCGUCUGGGAUUGAGGAGAUAGGAACGCUGCACUGGGAUCUGGUCCUCUGUCUGUUGCUGGCCUGGGUUCUCUGUUAUUUCUGCAUUUGGAAAGGCGUCAAAUCCACCGGCAAGGUGGUGUACUUCACUGCGACCUUCCCAUAUGUUAUGCUGCUGAUUUUACUGAUCCGAGGGGUAACCCUGCCAGGAGCAUCCCGUGGGAUCAAGUACUACCUUUAUCCCGACCUGGGGCGAUUAGCAGACCCGCAGGUGUGGAUGGAUGCAGGCACGCAGAUCUUCUUCUCGUAUGCCAUCUGUUUAGGUUGCCUCACUGCACUCGGAAGCUACAAUAAAUACAACAACAACUGCUACAGGGAUUCUCUGGCUCUGUGUUUCUUGAACAGUGGAACCAGUUUUGUCGCUGGUUUUGCCAUCUUCUCGAUUCUCGGCUUCAUGUCUUACGAACAGAACGUCCCGAUCUCAGAAGUGGCCGAGUCUGGUCCUGGUUUGGCGUUCAUUGCGUAUCCGCGGGCAGUGUCCAUGAUGCCCGUCUCUCCGCUGUGGGCCUGUUUCUUCUUCAUCAUGAUUGUUCUGCUGGGCUUGGACAGUCAGUUCGUGUGUGUGGAGAGUCUGGUCACAGCUACGGUGGACAUGUACCCCACUUUCUUUCGUCGGAAGAACCGCAGAGAGCUGCUCAUCCUCGUCGUGGCCGUCGUGUCCUUCCUCGUGGGUCUCAUCAUGCUCACAGAGGGUGGAAUGUAUGUCUUCCAGCUGUUUGAUUACUACGCUGCCAGUGGGAUGUGUUUGCUCUUUGUUGCUAUUUUUGAAACGGUGUGCAUCGCUUGGAUAUACGGUGCUAAUCGGUUCUAUGACAAUAUCGAGGACAUGAUUGGUUACCGUCCCGGGCCGUAUAUUAAAUACUGCUGGCUCUUUUUCACCCCAGCCACGUGUUUUGGUACGUUUGCGUUCUCGCUGAUCAAAUACACUCCUCUGAAGUAUAAUAACGAGUAUGUGUACCCGUGGUGGGGUUACGCUCUCGGCUGGCUGCUGGCGCUCUCCUCCAUGCUCUGCAUCCCACUGUGGGUCGUUUCUAAACUGAGCACAGCCAAAGGUUCACUGAGAGAGCGUUUCCAGAAGCUCAUCACUCCCUCGCAGGACCUGCCCAAAACCAGACGAGAACAGGAGAAGCUUCAGGCCAUCUUCACAGCCGACGGCGACGCUCUGCGCUCCACCAAAGAUGGGUACAUCCCUGUCAGCGAGAAGGAGUCGCACUGUUAGACGGAGCGCUGUGUGUGCCUCUGAACCAUCCUGUGAUACCUCACACAGAACUGGCAGCCAAAAACAUUACCACAGACAGACAGAAGGGCUACUUCUCAUUUACAAAAAACAUCUACAAUACAGUGUUUAGUUUAUUAUACACUCUCAGAAGAAAAGGUACAAAAGCUCUGUCACUGGAACGGUAGAUUUUCAAAAGGUGCACUUUUGUACCUUUUUUUCGGAGCGUGCACAUCUAGAGAUUUCAAUUAAAGCCAUUUUCUCAAAAGGAGAUGUUUCUCCACUUAAGCAGCCUGUUGUGUUCCUAUCGAAGGUUUUUAUAAAGGGUUUUUUCUCAUAUCGUUCACCUGGUUUUAUACAGCACUUGAUUCCUGAAAAAAAAAUCAUUUAUUCUUAGUCUGUUGACGGUGUUUUCUGAUUCAUGGAGAAACUAAAACAGAUACAUCCAAAAUCUCAUCGUUAAAAACUAAAUGAAAGGAGAACUUUAAACCUGGCUUCAUCCAAUCUUCUGGAAAUGCAUGCAGAUCAUAUAAUACCUCAUUUGCAUGAUUAAACAUAACACUUCA